Hydractinia symbiolongicarpus is the source of this 2092-nucleotide messenger RNA. RefSeq lists its product as uncharacterized. Lineage: Eukaryota; Metazoa; Cnidaria; Hydrozoa; Anthoathecata; Hydractiniidae. The transcript is spliced from 2 exons. Bases 6 to 425 code for a protein of 139 amino acids. The record is from RefSeq and is a predicted model, not a curated record.
AAGUUAUGCUUACCUUGAUAAUAUGCCAAGUUGUGGAUUCUAUCUAUUUUUUCGAUGAUGAAACGAGAAGAAGCGAAAUUAUAGAUAGUACGGACUUUUUCAAAGAAAUUGAAAACGAUGUAAAAGGUGGAAAACGAACGGAUAUAAUGUCUGGCAGCGGCAAAUUAACCUUCGGAGACACUUGGUGCGAUCUUGUGUUAGCAACGGCUGACAACACUAUAACAGCAACUCUUGACAAGAAGAAUGGAUGCAACCCGCCGUCGCUAAAAAUGCUUUUAGAUAAUCAUUUCUCACCCAAUAAUUUUCAAACUGCAACCAAGAUUUUAGAUGGGGAUGUAUUUGGGGUAGGUAAAAAAUUUAAUUCUCGAUCAAUAAAACAAAAGAAAAAAUUACAGGAAAACGGACGGAUGGACGGACGAACUUAAAGUAUAGGAAAUAAAAACGGCGAACAAAUAUGCAAAUUCUGUCUAUUAUUUCGAGGGGGGGCAAUGACUUGGAUGGAGGAUCCUAGAGUAUUUAAUGCUCAUUUUGAGUUGCGCAGACUCAAUUAAAGUCUUCGCUCUGCUAGGCAACGCCCUGCAACAUCCAACAGCCCCCAUUGUCCGCACAUGGCUGGGGUUAAGCCUGGGCUAUGGUAAAAUUUUCUCAUCCAUAUUAAAUUGCCGCCAAAGAAAGUGAAACAAGUCAUAACCACUAAGUAACUGCGCCAUGGGUGUUAUUUAAUGUUUACACGGGCUUUUUUUCCAGGUUGAAAGUAUCAAGAUUGACAAAACCAAUAGAUUUGUGGAAAUCAAGACAAAAGUUCGCAAUAAUUUGCCCAUUCUACUUUUUGAAAUCUUGUCUUUGGGUGGACCUGCAUAUGCACCAACAACGAUGGAAAUUUCAUGGGAUUCUAGAGAGGCCAUGACUCUUCAUGGUUUGGAAAUUAAAUUGGAGGGCAUAGCCACAAUUGGACCUCAUAAUCCGCAGGUAAGAAGAUAAAGAUAUAACAUUGUGACCAAUCAAAAUAAUGUAUUAUUUUCUCAUGGCUGCUUUGUAUAUUUCUCUCUUUCAAUUGUUCCAAAGCACUGAAAAUUAUAAAUUGAUCGUUGUACCAAGUCACCACAAGAUGACCCCUUCACUCAUUAGAGAUACUAUCAUCUCAUUUCUUUAUUUAAAAAAGAUCACCUCUGAGAAAACCUUCGAUAAUUGUGUUAACCAAACCAGUUUCGUAACAGUUUUCUCCCAUAUUAUAGAGAAUGAAAAAAUCUCACAUAGAAUUCACUUUUUUGUUAAGUUAUAAUGUUUUAUUUUUCGCCAAUAAGUGUCUCUAUCACUGCAUAAAAAUUGAUGUUAUCCAACCAAAGAACCUGCAAUAUCACUAAAUCAUGAGAUUUUUAUCCAGUGAUGCAUACCAACGGAAUCAGUACGUAACAAGCAGGGCCGGUAUAGCCAAGGUAUAGCCCUACAUUUAAACGCAAACUCUCAAAGACAAGUUUGUCAGAAAAGGUGCCCAAAGAUUUAGAAAUUAAUAAAUUGGGCUACCGAACGAUACCAAGCAUAACUCCACUAGGUCUUGUCCUCAGUCAUCAAUCGCAGUACAAAUUUUGAGAAGCCACAAGUCGACAGAAAAUGGGAUAUUUCUAAAAUGGGCCUUUGGUGGUUAAUAUAUAAAUAAAGAUGAUAUACAAGUUAGCAAGACAAUUAAUAUUUUUCAAUGUAUGAUGUGCCAUUGGCGAAUUCCGUAAAUAUCAAAAGUGCAAAACCUCAAAUAAAGUAUGCAGUAACACAAAAAUAAAUUUAUGGAUAUCUGCUUAAAGAUAUUAAAUCUUUCAGUGACACUAUAGACAUAUGGCCAUACUUAUUAAGGUGCCAAUUAAAUAAAAAGUUAAAAACAACAUCUUUUUAAUAAAAUGUAAUUUCUGUGCAUUUUUGAUUGGAACUUUGAACCAGAUAGAUAAUUUCAGAUACUAUUAAACAGGGGACUAAACUUACAAAAACGAAAAAAAAUGGUGUGAAUGAGCGUAAACCUAGGAAAGUAUUAAUAACCUAGGCGUAAAUUAGUUUUUGUAGCAAAGAGCAUAAGGUUUAUGAAAUACUAUAACGUACGUAC